AACGUCAUGUCACUAACGAUACUCCAUUUCACUACGUAGUCAGUGUUGUACUGACUACGAAGUGAAGUAGACGUUCUUGUGUAUCGAGUGAAGCAAAAUUUCGAGAAAAUGUAUUCCAAGUGUACACUUGGUAUCCUUUUGGGGACGAUUUUACUUAUUUCUUCCAUUCCUGAUGCAGCUUCCUAUACCAAGUAUGGGAGGACAUGCAAGGACAUCGGUUGCAGGAGGGACGAGGUUUGCGUGAUGGCCGAGGAUCCUUGCUCGAUCUACCAACGCGAUAACUGUGGUCGUUAUCCUACUUGCACGAAAGUCCAUCCAGGCGAGGUCAGUUGUGCAAGUACCGUUUGCGGAGAGAAUGAAUAUUGUAAAACCGAAAAUGGCGUACCCACCUGUGUAAAGAAAUCAACCGCCAUUGAUAACGAAUUGUUCGCAGAAUUCGAAGACGAGGAUAACAAAGUGAUCGUAAGACGACAAAACAGUGGAGAUGUGCAAUCUGCGGUAACAGACGGCUCAAGUUCGUCAGUUAAGAACAGAGAAACACAAUCAGGAUACCCAGCAGGAAGUGGAUACCCCAGUUCAUCAAGGAGCAUUUAUCCAUCCUUAGAGAGUCAACAGAGAGGUGAAGACACCCCGAGUAGAUCAUCUGGUUAUCCCUCAAGUGGCUCUUCAGGUUACCCAUCCAGUUCUGGUUAUCCUUCAUCCAGUUAUCCGUCGAGCUCCAGUUAUCCUUCCAGAAGUGGAUCCUCCGGUUACCCAUCCAGUUCUGGUUACCCUUCUAGUUCAUCAGGUACUUCUUCAGGAUAUCCAGGAAGUUCUGGUUACCCAUCGCAAUCUGGAAGUUCCAGUUAUCCAUCGAGAAGCAGUGGUUAUCCAUCGAGUUCUUCUGGGUAUCCAGGUUACCCAUCGCGCAGUGGUUCAGGUUAUCCUUCAGGAUCGAGCAGUUAUCCUAGUAGUUCGUAUCCUACAAGUUCUCGAGGAUCUGGUUAUCCUGGAGCAAACGAGGAAAGUGUUAAGAGAGUGGAUGCUAACACGGUUAAUGCUGGAUAUCCUGGGUAUCCUAGUCAAGGUCAAGCUCCAAGGAGUGGGUAUCCUGCUCAAGGCUCUGGAUAUCCUGCUCAAGGUUCUGGAUAUCCUGCUCAAGGUUCUGGAUAUCCUGCUCCAAGUUCUGGAUAUCCUGGCCAGCCUAAUCCUUAUGGUAACAAUUAUCCUGGUUAUCAGCAAGGAUAUCCUCCUCAAGGUGGCUAUCCACAAGGAUAUCCUCAAGGAUAUCCUCAGGGAUAUCCACAAGGUUAUCCUCAAGGAUCUCCACCUGCAGGGUAUUAUCCUCCUCCUCCCGCCACUAAAAAACCUAACUUCAGUGAUCAGUUGACUAAUAUAGCUAAGGAUCUUGCUGGAAAGGUUUUAACUCAAGCGAUUAUUGACAAAGUCACUGGGAAACAUUAAUUUAUAGUUUAUAAUAAUUAAAAACAAUGUAGAAAAUGCUGUGACAGUUAUACAUUCUACGUGAUGUAUUUUAUUAAUAAAUGUUGCUUUCUUAAUAAAACUAUUAAUAAAUAGUAUAGAUGAAUUCUUGAAUAAAGCUGAUAAUUUACUUUGUA
Osmia bicornis bicornis is the source of this 1598-nucleotide messenger RNA. Its product is annotated as calcium-binding protein P-like. NCBI's taxonomy places the organism in Eukaryota, Metazoa, Arthropoda, Insecta, Hymenoptera, Megachilidae. Bases 109 to 1443 code for a protein of 444 amino acids. The record is from RefSeq and is a predicted model, not a curated record. The transcript is spliced from 5 exons.